UAUGCAUAUACAGGUGUGUUCAAUCUGAAAAAAGGAAAGUCCACAGAAACAUCACUGAUGAGGUCAGUCACUGUAAUCACAUAAAGGAAGCUGUUGAUACUUGUGACAGAAUGGAUUACCACGGUUUUUAUUCGCAUCGCAUGAUACAGCGAGCCCAAGACACUCUAGCAUACAGCAUUAGGAAUUCAAACAACCGUCAUAUACAACAAGUCUUGUUUAAAUGUGGAUUGAAUUCAAAUUUCCAUAGAGGGAACCAAUUCCGCUCUCGCUAUAUACCAACUCCACAGCCCCACAACAAUUUAUGGCAUGAAGAUGCUUUGAAGUACAGAUAUACCUUUCCAUGGUCUGAUGGAUACAAUGAACACCAUGGGGACAGCAACUCAAACAAUUUCAGAAAUUCUUCCUCACAGUCCUUCAAUGAUAUGUCUCAAACAAAACCAGUUCUUCAUAACAAUUUAUGGUAUGAAGAUGCUUUAGGAUCUUCAGAACCUGGCUAUUUAGAUUUUACAGAUUCAAUAAGAGGCUCCAGAGAAGACAAUGAAAUAUACAUGACAAGAAAUUACGACAAAGAGUUAAAUGAUUAUAUAGUUGUAUCUGACUCUGAGCAACAGGUAGACCUGACAUAUGACAGCGAUGAAGUUGAAGUUAGGGAGGAAUCAAACACAAGAAAAUCAAAGAACAAACAAGUUAAAAGGAAAUACUCAAGCAGCAAUACAGAAGGCAGUGGACCAUCCAAGAGACCACGUGUUCAGUUCAGUCAAGGUCUGGUGUGUGAUUAUUGUGGUUUUGUGGUGCCACACAAGCUACAUCAUCAUAAUGAAGAGGCUGCAGAUUUGAUGAAAUGUCAUUUCAAAGACAAAAAACAUAAUGCAGCAAGUUUAGCUAAAAUUCAAAUGUCAGAUGAGAACACUGGUAAGGCAAUAUCUAUUCUCAAGGAGAGCAUUCUAAUGACAUCUACAGACAAGCAUGUUGCUCUUGUUAACAAUAUCGUGCCAAUGUGUCCAUGGAAAUCUUGUAACCAAAUACACGAAUCAAUAUGGUCAUGUGCAAAACACUACCAGUUGUAUCAUAAUAAUAAUAUUUCUACCCGUUACAGUUUGGCAAAUGUUGCUUCCCUUAAAACAAUCCCAUUCCCAGUUGUUAACACAUGUAGAACAUGUGAUAUGUCAUUUAGUCGUGCUUCAGAAAUACAUAAACAUUGGAAAAAAACACAGCAUCUAAAAGGCUAUUUACCAAGUUCAAAGAGUCAAGUGGCAUUGUAUUUCUGUCCCUAUUGUAACCUGCUCAGUUACAGCUUCCCAAGCUGCAGAGUUCACAUCAUGCAUAAACAUAAAUCUGGUACUCAAAAAGAUGCUUCUGUAAAAGUGGUAUUUGUCAACCGAACAACUGAGGAGCUGGAACUGCUGCCCAUACAGCCAAGGCCUGCUGAGGCUCAGGCACAUUUAGAAAUUACUGUCUUGGGAAAUAUGAAGAGGCAUGCCAAAGUGUAUGGACGUACGAAAAGAGCACGUAAAAAGAUUCAAGCAGAAGAGAGCAGAUGUCAACUAAAAUACCCAUGGUCAAGGGAAAAUUCACAAGCAGAGCAAACCUACAAAGCAUUUCAGAGACGCUGUAACAAUAUAUAAGUGUGUGUUUUAGAGAAACCUAGAUAUAUGAAAACAGUCUUCACUUCAGAUAUCUAGACUUUUUAAAUUUCAAUUCCAAAUAAACUGAUGGAGAUAUGGUGUAGUUAUAACAAAUUCAGAGUCCGCAUUCAGUACCAUAUUUAUCUGGCAAAAGCCAUGCCUGGAACUAAGUUAACCUAUAAUGGCUAUAGAUAUGUAAAUGAAGAGAUUCAGUUUGAAGUCUAUAUGACAAAAACAUUCAGCAAUUAAAAAAAUAGAAUUAAGGAACCUAGCUUCUUGUAUUGUUUUAAGUAUUCAUAUAUAAAAACAAUACUAAUGCAUUUUCAUUGUCCUACAAUAAACCAGCCUCUUAAAAUGAAGUCAGAAUUGGUAUGUUUGUCGUCAGGCCUUUGAUCUUUUAUUUCAGAUACAAACAGUACACUGUUAACUAAAGCCGAAUACAAUAGAUAAAGAUAAUGGUACAUUUGUAUAUACGAGAAAAGGUUUUUUUUUUACAAAGCAGACAUCACUUCUUUUAAAAGGAAAAAUGAGAAGACAUUUGUUGGUAGAGUUAAAACACAAACAACUGUUGGUCCAGUUGUGUCAGUGACAUCUGUCCAUAGAGUAACAAUGGAGACAACUGUUGGCCCUGUUUUAGUAGUGACAUUUGUUGGUACAGUAUCAACUCGUACAACUGUUGGUCCUGUUCCAGCAGUGACAUCUGUUGUUACAGUAACAGCUAAGACAGCUGUUGGUCCCGUAGUAGUAGUGACAUUUGUUGAUACAGUAACAAUGGACACAACUGUUGGCUCAGUUGUAUCAGUGACAUCUGUUGGUACGGUAACAAUGGAGACAACUGUUGGUCCUGUUGUAGUAAUGACAUCUGUUGAUUUAUCAAGUGUUUAAUUCAUUGGAUCAGAAGAACAUAUGUAGAUAGUCCUGAUUUGACUUUUUGUUUCCUGGUUUUGAUAAAUUAAUAUGUGGCUAUAAUCUGGUUCUGUUGUACAGACAUUAAUAGAAAUUAGAUGUCCCAUUUCACUCUGUUUUUUCAUCAUCCCCUUUGGCAAUGUUCAAAGUGAAAUGAAAUGGCUAUUUAUUGUUGCUACAAAAGAAGAAAGUAUGAUGGUCUUUUGGUAUAAAGAAACAGUAGUCCUCUUGUAAACUCAGGGAGAUAAAUAGACAUUUUUAAGUUGUGUUGAAAGGACCAAAUGUAAACCUGGUCUAAAGACCCUGUGAGUUUUAUGCCAUAGAAUCCUGUCUGUCUGUAAACCUAACUGAAAUGCCUGUCUGGUCAAAACAGUGGUCUGACACCACCUGGAAGCUUGGGGCAGGGCCUGAUAGCAGGAGCUGUCUACUUGCAUAUCUUUCACAAAUCUUUCUUCUGUUGAGAUAUAGGGAUUUUGAUGAAAUUUUAUCUGGAGUAUCUUUGAGAUUGAGAAAUUAGAGGUUCUAGCCUCCUACCUGGACUAGCCCUCUAUACCUCUUUUGCUGUUGUUGUAACUAAACUUGUCUAAAUAAAAUUAAAUACUUUAAAGGUAUCUUCUUUUUUCGUCCAUUGUGUCUACUUCAUACUCCACCACAACAUUUGUAACUUGUGCUAUAUUUUUUCUUUAGACGUCGGUGGUGUCUCAGUUUCCUUAAUAGGUUUCUGAGGAUGAUAGAUAUGCAACUUAAAGCUCCAUUUAUGAACACUUCAAGAUAUGGUAGAUAAGGUCAUAGAAGUUGGAAAGACCUUGGCAAAUUAUUCCAAAAUUGAAUGCAUAGUCAGUAUGAAAGAUCAAAGUCACAAAUAUCUACUUCUCUCCAUGACGAUCAUGCACAUCAUUUGUGAAGAUGGUUAUAGAUGCGUUUCUCGGUAGUAAUCAUGGCUAGAUGGUGGGAGAUCUUGUGUUUAUGAAAUGUAAAGACCAGAUAGAUUCUAGAAUGUAUGAUUCAUGUAACUAUCUGUAUACUGUAUUAUUAUCUUUAAUGUUGCUAUCAUUUCGAUUGGAUGACGGGGCAGUGUAGCUUUUGAUAUAAACCAGAAUGGUUCUUGCCAGGACCAAUGUCAUUGUUCAGAGACAAUGUUUUUUUUUCUUCUGUUUUGUAUGAAUCCUUAUGACUGAUUUUGUGAACUUGAAUGUGUACACCACAGUGUUUUCUGUUCCUUUAUUAUUGCAUUGUAGUUGAUGAACAUCCAGUAUUUUAUACUUAUGUUUUCUCAAAAUAGACUUCAUAAAAAUUUCCAACAGAUUUUGAUCUGUCAAAAUUAGAAAAAAAUGAAAAGGAAAGAUAUUACUGAAAAAUAGCAAAUUUGUUAUUACUAUUUUAUUAUAUAUUUGAGCUCUUAUGUUCCUAAUUGUGAUUCUGCUGAUAAAAAAUG
This is a messenger RNA of Ylistrum balloti, 3966 nucleotides long. RefSeq lists its product as uncharacterized. The coding region runs from base 111 to 1625 and encodes 504 amino acids. The record is from RefSeq and is a predicted model, not a curated record. NCBI's taxonomy places the organism in Eukaryota, Metazoa, Mollusca, Bivalvia, Pectinida, Pectinidae. The transcript has 2 exons.